Messenger RNA from Labrus bergylta (ballan wrasse), 4547 nucleotides. It is a transcript of the gene ttc21b, whose product is annotated as tetratricopeptide repeat domain 21B. Gene Ontology annotation, cellular component: intraciliary transport particle A. Gene Ontology annotation, molecular function: protein binding. The record is from RefSeq and is a predicted model, not a curated record. NCBI's taxonomy places the organism in Eukaryota, Metazoa, Chordata, Actinopteri, Labriformes, Labridae. Gene Ontology annotation, biological process: protein localization to cilium; intraciliary retrograde transport.
ACGCAUAGGGACUACCAAAAUGGCGAAAACAUAAACUGAACUGAUAUCGUUGUUGUAAAGUAUAUUGCAGACCGAUUCGCAGAUAUUUCCACUCAGAGAGUCACCGUACGAGCAUAACGCGUCUCAGCAAAGAUGGAGGAUGAAGAGACAGCAUUGGCUUUGAUCAGAUACUAUUGCUAUGAAAAGUAUUUCAGUCAUGCUGUUAUCGCUGCAGCAGCUGCUCAGAGGAAGUUCAGCAAUGAUCCCAUCUACAGUUUUUUCCAUGCUUAUGGUACCCUUAUGCAAGAUGAAAUUCAGGAGGCCUCAGUAGAGUUGGACACAAUUAGAGACAGUAGAGAUGUGGCUCUCUGCACUCUAAUGGCCCUUGUCUAUGCUGAGAAAAAAAAGACUAACCCAGACAGAGAAGUCAUUCAGGAACUUGAUGCUAAGGUCAAAGAGGAUCGAAAAAGUGCUUCACCCAAGAGUCUGUACCAUGCUGGGAUGUUUCUCUGGCUUUUGGGGCGAAAUGACAAGGCAAGGGAGUACACAGAGAGAAUGAUCAAACUCUCAAAAGGCUCCAGAGAGGGGACAGUCCUGAAGGCCUGGAUAGAUGUGACAUCUGGUAAAGAUGCCUACGCCAGAAAGGCUGGAAAAUACUUUGAUGAAGCCCUAAAAGAGAAAGCAGAUGUUUUUGCGCUCAUGGGAAAGGCACAAUACUAUGAAUACCGUCAGAACUACUCAGGAGCAUUGGAGAUGGUUAACCAGGUCAUUGUCAGUUUCCCUGGGUUCCUGCCUGCACUCAAUAAGAAGAUGAAACUGUUGCUCAGCCUUCAGGACUGGGAACAAACCAUAGAUGCAGCUCACAGGCUCUUACAGAAGGAUAAAAAUAACCCGGAGGCCCUGCAGAUGCUGGCUCUGUAUUCUUUGUGUCGGGAGGGGGAUAUUACUGAGGCAGUAAAGCAGCUUUCAACCCUCUUUGGCAGCUUGGAGGUAGUGGAACCACACAACCCAGAGCUUUUUUACAGGAUGUCUCUAGCAUUCACCCGUGUUUGUGAACGAAACGAGAAGAUAAUCGAGCAAACAUUUCGGAUGGUGGAAAGAGCCUUCUCGGCUGCAUCAGGAGACUCAGAUUUAGCAACGGAGCUGGGCUACCAGUCAGUGCUUCAUGGCAGAAUCAAGGACGCUUUGAAGUGGUACAAGACGGCCAUGACUCUGGAUGAAACGAGUGUUUCUGCCAUGACUGGUAUAAUUCGUUGCCAGCUGACAGAGGGCCACCUGGAAGACGCAGAAGAACGCUUGGAAUGUCUGACAGACAUUCAACAAUCUAUUGGAAAGUCAGCGGACCUACUGUACUUGCGUGCUGUUCUGGCAGUGAAGAAGCGUCGGCCUCAGGAGGAGGUGACAAACCUUUUGAACGAUGCCGUGGACACACACUUCUCCACGCUGCAGGGCCUGCCUCUGGGAGUCGAGUACUUUGAGAAGCUGAACCCUGACUUCCUGUUGGAGAUUGUCAAAGAGUACAUUGCUCUCUGCCCUGCCAAGCCUCCAGCACAGGGUCUGCCUCCCGCCCCUCUGCUCCAGCACUGCACCACAUUGUUGGACACUGUGGUCAAGAUUGUUCCUGGUCUCCCUCAGGGGGUCUUCCUCUUGGCCAAAGUCCGAUAUCAGUCUGGAGACAUUGAUGCUGCUCAGAGCAGCCUGCAACACUGUCUGGACCAGUGUCCUUCUCAUGCAGACGCUCAUCUGCUGAUGGCACAGAUCUAUCUGCAGCAGGGGAACUUUGCAUUGUGCUCCCAGUCUCUCGAGCUCUGCCUCAGCCACAACUUUGAGAUUCGAGAUCACCCGUUGUACCACCUGAUCAAGGCUCAGACUCAGAAGAAAAUGGGUGAGCUGAAAGAGGCUAUUCAGACACUGCAGAUGGCCAUGAGUCUUCCAGGCGUCCGCAGAGCUGGAUCCUCGUACAAGUCCAAGAACAAGAACAUCGAGCUGAGUCCUGCAGACUGUGUCUCUGUCUUAUUGGAGUUAGCGGAGACCCUGUGGCUCAAUGGAGAACAGCAUGAAGCAGCGAAAGUGAUGCAGGAUGCCAUCAACGAGUUCUCGGGGACCCCUGAGGAACUACGUGUCACUAUUGCAAACGCAGACCUGGCACUGCUCCGCGGCGACACUGAGCUGGCGCUGAGCAUGCUCAGGAACAUUACCCCGGAGCAGCCCUACUACAUCCAGGCCAAAGAGAAAAUGGGUGAUAUAUAUCUGAACCACAGGAAGGACAAACGUCUGUAUGCAAGCUGUUACAGAGAAAUGGUGGAGAAACUGCCAAGCCCCCAUACGUACCUAUUACUAGGAGAUGCCUUCAUUAACAUUCAAGAACCAGAGAAAGCCAUCGAGGUUUACGAGAACGCUCUGAAGAAAAACCCCAAAGAUGGAGCUUUAGCCAGCAAGAUCGGGAAAGCCCUCGUCAAGACUCACAACUACGUCAAGGCAAUGAAUUACUACGAAUCUGCCCUGAAGACUGAGCAACAGAACUUCCUGCGCUACGACCUGGCUGAGCUGCUAAUGAAGAUGAAGCAUUACGAGCGCUGUGAGAGAGUGCUGUAUGAAGCUCUGGCUCAUGAACCAGUAAAUGAACUGCAGGCGCUCUCGGAUGAUUGUCGUUAUCUGGUCCUGUUAGCAAAGAUCCAAAUUAAAGUUGACAAAAAUGAGGAUGCUUUACUUACACUACAAAAAGCCCGGGAUGUUCAGGCCAAAGUCCUGAAGCGGGUUCAGUUGGAGCAGCCCGAUGCCAUCCCCUUGCAAAAGCAGCUUGCCGCCGAGAUCUGUGCUGAGAUAGCUAAACACUACACGAGUCAGAGGGGCUAUGAGCGAGCAGUCAAAUUCUACAAAGAGGCUCUUGUGUAUUGUGAGACUGAUCGCAAGGUGAUGCUGGAGUUGGCCCGCUUGUAUCUCACUCUCGAUGAGGUCGAUGCAUGCCAAGAGCAAUGCAGCGUCAUUUUGAAGAACGACCAGUUUAAUGAAGAUGCAACUCUGAUGAUGGCGGACAUUAUGUUUAGGAAGCAGGACUACAACCAGGCUGUUUUCCAUUUUCAACAGCUCUUGGAGCGCAAACCAGACAACUACCUGACACUGUCCCGUCUUAUUGACUUGUUGAGGAGGGCUGGGAAGUUGGAAGAAGUCCCCAGAUUUAUCGAUAUGGCAGAAAAACACUCUUCCCGGACCAAGUUUGACCCGGGGUUCAACUACUGCAAAGGACUUUAUCUUUGGUUCACAGGGCAACCUAAUGAAGCACUGCGACACUUCAACAAAGCACGGAAAGACAACGACUGGGGUCAAAAUGCUGUGUACAACAUGAUCGAAAUCUACCUGAACCCCGACAACGACACCAUGGGAGGAGAAGUGUUCGAGACUUUGGAUGGGGAAAUAGGGAACUCCACUGAGAAGCAGGAGUCGGAGCAGCUGGCUGUGAGAACGGCUGAGAAGCUGCUGAAGGAGUUAAAGCCUCAGACAUCAGGUGGACAGGUGCAGCUGCGCAUCCUGGAGAACUACUGCUUUCUGGCUACUAAGCAGAAGGCCAAUGUAGAGAAAGCACUCGGGGUUUUCACAGAGGUCGCAAACAACGAGAAAGACCACGUUCCAGCUCUGUUGGCCAUGGCGACAGCUUACAUGAUGCUGAAACAAACCCCCCGAGCCAGGAACCAGCUCAAACGCAUAGCUAAGAUGAACUGGAGCAUUCCCGAUGCUGACGAGUUUGAGAAGAGCUGGCUGCUCUUGGCAGACAUCUACAUCCAUUCGGGGAAGUAUGACAUGGCCGGGGACCUUUUACAGAGAUGCCUCAACCAUAACAAGUCUUGCUGUAAAGCUCAUGAAUAUAGGGGCUACAUAAUGGAAAAAGACCAGGCUUUCUGUGAUGCAGCACACAGCUAUGAAAUGGCUUGGAAAUAUGGAAAUCAGACCAACCCAACUAUCGGAUACAAACUCGCAUUCAAUUACUUAAAAGCAAAGAGAUACGUGGAUGCCAUAGAUGUGUGUCAUAAGGUUCUGGCUGCUCAUCCGAAUUAUCCAAGGAUGAGAAAGGACAUCCUGGACAAAGCUCGUUCUGCGCUGAGAUCUUAGUGCUGAAAGUGAGAGCGCAGAGAGAAAGAGAGAAAGGAAGGGAAUGUUUCAGAGACAGAAUGAGGUUACUUUAGUGGUUUCCAGUUUUAUUGUAUUAACACAUUGCUAUGUCUUUCCUUUAAGAAAAGUAGGGUGCUGGCAAUCCUGAUCCUGCAGACACAUUGAAAAAUGCUGAGAGCAUUUCGGAUGUUUCUAAAUGCCUACAAAUUGAAAAAUUAUUUUAGAGCACAAAAACAAGGACAUAGUGCAGAAGGACAAGAACAGUAAGAACGUCCAAAAUAAAUACUUUUUCUAAUCUCAUUCAUAACAUGAAGUAUUUGUAUUAUCUGAAAUGUUUUAUUACUGUUUAUUUUUAUUGUCAUUUGAAUAGACAUGUUUUAUAUUGUCAUAUACGGAUGUAGAUAUGUUAUGAAUGGUUGUUACCAUAAUCUGAUAUUUAAAAAUAAAAAUAUUUCAAAACA